AUGGGGAACCACCCGGGCGGCGUCGCGGGAGCUAUGGCUCUUGCCGGUUCACAGGCUCUUCUGUUGGAACAGACAGGAAGGGGAGGCAGCUAUCAAUGGCCCGGAUCUGGCGCGGCGUCUGGCAGCGGACGAGGAGCCGCAGGACACGACGCCAGUCUGCUUCUGGCUGUCGAUCGGGGUCGAUUCCUCCGUCUCCUUAAGGAAUUCGAGCUCGAGCCGCGGCUGCUGCGCGCGCUGGAGAUAGCGAAGGCGAAGGAAAAGGAGAGCGCGCGAAGCGCCCAGGCAGCCGACAGGCCGCGCGCCCGCAUGGUUGUCCUUCCUGCACACGUGGAGAGGCACGCGGCGCCAUGCGCGCAGUGUGAGAGGCGCAUGGCUGAGAUCUCCCUGUUCAAGCAGGAUGUUGUGCUGUUUCAGCGUGAGACUGCUCUGCUGGAAGGCCUCCUCCCGCUGGAGGCUUCGCCUCGGGUUCGAACCCUGUACAGCAACUUCCAAUUCUUUACCGCCAGAGAAAACCUUCAACAGCGCGCUCAGGUGGAUGGCCUCUCCGAAGCGGAAGUCUCCUCGCCAUAUCCACGGCGCGAGCCUAGAAGAUACACGCCAACGUGCCGCUCUUGCUCGGCAUCUGAGGCAGAAUGCGUCCUCGCGCAUGCCGAGGCGAGUCGCGCAUGCUACAAGCUGGAGGGCCUCUGCACAUUUAUCGGCGUGCACAGAGAACUUUUGGAAAGGAUCCUGCAUGAGACGCAGCGGAAGGGUGCGGAGCUGACUGAGCCAGCCAGCGGCUCCGCUGCAGCGAAAUCUCGGCUGCGCGCAGCGGCCACGACUGACGGCGCGCAUGCGUCUGAAACACCCCGCGAUCACACAUGGAACCCGGCGUCGCCGUCGGCCCCGCGAGUGGCUCCGGUCUCCUUGGGCUCGUGUCGGCUCCGUGAGAACGGGGCGUACGACGGAGUUUUCGCAGCAUCAAACUGCUUUCUGCACCCGCCGGCGGCUGUUCGAGUUUCGUCGUGGUCGCCCUGCCCGUCUCCGCAUGCGUUGCCUUUCGACGAGAAGCCGACGGCGCGGGACGCCUCGCUGUCGUUCCACAGAGGACUGCGAUCCUUGUUGACGACGGCCUCAGCUGUGUACCAAGGCGCGAGUGCCUCGACACCCGUUUCUGAGGCUUCCUCGUAUGCGUCUCUGUCGCCUUCGAGUUUCACUCCAGCCGUUCAGACGCCAAGUCAAGAGGUUGCGAACGGCCCGCGGGGGCUGUCGCCAGCGCUCCCCCCUGCGUCUCCUCUCAGGCGAUGUCCAUCGCUCGCCGAGUUCUCUCCACAGCCAGCAGCAGCCUCGCAGCGCCCAGCCGACGCCGGGCUCACGGGCCCGCGGCCCUCCGCCGCGCGGCUCUCCGCUGCGGGCUAG
Molecule: messenger RNA, 1398 nt
Organism: Besnoitia besnoiti
Lineage: Eukaryota; Apicomplexa; Conoidasida; Eucoccidiorida; Sarcocystidae
Exons: 5
Coding region: 1-1398 (465 amino acids)
Source: RefSeq, a predicted model, not a curated record